AUGGCUGCUGCAAAAUUUUUUGAACCAAAAUUAAAUGAAAAAGAAGAAAAUAAAGAAAUUAAUUCUGAAAUAAUUUAUGAUAAAAUUACUUUAGUCAAUGAAAAUAAUGAACAAGAGAAAGACAAUUCUGAGUAUUCUGGUUCAGCAUUGGGCCCUCAUUGGAUAGCUAAACUUGCAUUAAAACAUUCAAAUAAGGAUUCGAGAAAAUUAUUUAUUUUAAACGAAAUUGAAUUAAAUUCUGUUUUUAAUUCAAAACCUGAUAAAUUAAAAGAAUAUGAAUUACCUAAUUAUUUCUCUAAAAAUUCUGAUUGGAAAUUAUUUGUUAAUUUAACUGAUGGAAAAUAUAUUGGAUGUGAUUUAAUAAUUGAAGCUACGGGUGUUGUGCCAAAUACAAAAAUUUGGAAAAGAGAUUGCCCUGAAUUAGAAUUAGCUGAAGAUUAUGGAAUUUUAAUUGAUGAACAUAUGAGAACAAAUAUUCCAAAUGUUUUUGCUGCUGGAGAUGUUUGUACUCCAAGAUGGACUGAAGAACGUUCACAUUGGAAACAUAUUAGACUUUGGACACAGGCUAGACAAAUGGGUAUUUACUGCGCCCGCGCUAUUUUAAUUGACAAUCUAUUACCUGACAUUGCUUUUGAUAUUUUUACACAUGUGACAGAAUUUUUUGGUUACAAAGUUGUUCUUCUCGGUGAUUUUUCUGCUGAAAAAUUGGAAAAACCUUUUGAAAUAAAUUAUAGAAUAACAGAAAAUGUUGAAUAUAUUAAAGUUAUAACAAAAAAUCAUCGAAUUCAAGGAGCUGUUUUAAUUGGUGAAACGGAAAUGGAAGAGGUUAUGGAAAAUUUAAUAUUAGACCAAAUAGACAUUUCUCAAAUUGAGGAUAAAUUACUUGAUCCAAAUAUUGACUUGGAAGAUUAUUUUGAUUAA
Molecule: messenger RNA, 921 nt
Organism: Meloidogyne enterolobii
Lineage: Eukaryota; Metazoa; Nematoda; Chromadorea; Rhabditida; Meloidogynidae
Source: the annotation of a GenBank genome assembly